UAAUAUUAGGGAAAUUAGGUUAGGAACCGGCCAAUUAAAAGACAGUGGGAAAAGAAGGGAAAGAUGCCGUUUCUCUCUGUGAAAAAAAGUGAGUUAGAGAAAGAGAGAGAGAAGAAAAAGAGAGGAGAGAGAGUUAUCUCCAGAGCAAGGCAGGCGCACCUCUCAAUUCUCUCAACAAGAUAGAUCUUGUUGGGGCGGACAUGAAUCACAAUUUGACUGAUCUUGCUGAGGGGGUGUUGUGAAACGACAGAGAACAGCUUCCUCCCACAUCUGGAUAAAACACCUUCCGAGAUACGAAACAAGGAAAGUUUGGAGUCCUCAGCCAACCGUCACCAAGGAGGACGAAAGCACAAGAGAGCUGAGAGAGAGCAUGGCUUCCUUGUCAUCGAACCACAGUCUUCCCUCAUCCCACAACAACACGAUGGCGGAGCUGAGCCCGGUGAGCAACGACAUCUCGACGGCCGUGGGCGCUCUGAUCCUGGGCAUCGUUUUCCUGCUCGGCGUUCCCGGGAACCUCUUUGUGGCCUGGAGCAUCAUGGCGCGCACCCGCCAUCGCUCGGUCACCACCCUGCUCAUCUUCAACCUGGCGUGCGCCGACGGCUUCCUCAUGGCGCUCACCGUCUUCUUCGUCAUCUACCUGGCCAAGCAGACGUGGGUCUUCGGCCGGGUCAUGUGCAAGAUACUCUUCUACCUGUGCAACGUCAACAUGUACGCCUCCAUCUUCCUCAUCACGCUGAUGAGCCUGCACCGGCUGGUGGCGGUGGUCUGGCCGCUCAAGCUGUCGUCGGUGGCCUGCAGGAAGAUCGUGACCAGGCUGAUCGCGGGCAUGUGGGCGUCGGUGAUACUGAUCGCCCUCCCUUCCCUGAUUUUCCGCGAAGUGAUCAAGAAGCACGACGACGACCGGGACACCAUCCUGGUGUGCACGCCGAAACACGACCUGCCGCGAGAAGUGAUGUUCCAGUAUUCCUUUGAGACAGUGGUCGGUUUCAUAAUUCCUUAUGCCGUCAUUAUGACCAGCUACAUAAAGAUUGUGAGACGCCUGAAGCAGACCAAGUUUCGUCGCACGGUGCGCAGCGAGAAGCUGAUCAUGGGGAUUGUGGUGACCUUCGGCUUGUUGUGGCUGCCCUAUCAUGUCAUCAACAUGGUACAGGUUUCAGCUGAGUGGUUUGAUGAAAAGUCGAAGGUGCGAGCAAAAUUGCUCCUGAUAUCGAAGACGAGUCGUGCCGUGACCUCUGCCCUGGCCUUCAUCAGUAGUUGUGCCAACCCAGUCCUUUACACGUUCGCUGGGAAGGCCUACAUCAAGAAAAACGGUUUCUCCUUCAUGGCUCGACUGUUUGAGGGCACAUCGAUGGAUCAGACCCCGAACAAAAUCGCUCAACCAAGUCAACUGAACUAUAAAUGACGGAAAGAUAUGGCUAGUAUAAGCCUGGUUUGAUCUUAUAUAUAAACGUAUAACUGUAAAUAAAAGAAUUGUCAAGCUGUAAAUAUGUUGAUGUAAGAGUAGACAAGUUUACCAGAGGGCAUUGUACAUUUGUGCUGUAAAUAUAGUUAAGGACAUACAUAUUCAAGUUAUGGCUGGAGAUAUCCAGCGAUUGAGUAAAUAAUGAGUAGCAUUGAAUGCCCCAUCUAGAGAACUUCAUUUCGUGCAGUUUGAUUUUUUUUGCCGGUUUCUUUUGGCAUUGUCCUCCACAUGACAUGUAAAGGACCUCAUAGGUAACCCAGCAUUAAAGGUUAUCGCAGCUCUACAUUGCAUGCUGAAUUUCACAGUCCAAGGUCAUCCUUAACCGUAUGAUUUUAAUCAAAACCCUUUCCAAAGUAUGCCAUUACACCUCUUGAAGCAUGAAAUGAGUCAAGUUACUGUGAAAGACGAGUGCGGACGUCUUUGAUAACACGUUUCUAUUAAAAGCCAUAUUCAGAGGAACAAAUCCAUUUGGGACAAAAAUGUAAUUAUAUAAACUUUAUUAAUACAGAGCAGUACAGUUGGGAAUCGCAGAAAUACAAGUCAAUAAAUUAAAUAGGGCAUAUAGCCUACACAAUAUCUAGAAUUUAUGGGCAGAAGUUACGAGCAGGCUGAUAUAACUUUAUAUAUCGGAGGUAACGAUCUUGAGUCACCAAGAACGCUUGAUUAUUUUUUAUAUUCUAUACCAGUUCUGUUCACUCAAUUUGAUGGCACAUGCAGGACCCUGUCGACUGUCUCCUUCCAGCAAGUACACCUACCUAGAGUAAAGCAAGGACACGUGAGUUAAUGGCAAAUACUCAACCGACUUUCGCACCAACAUAAGCACCUUUGAAUCUCAGAGCACAUAGUUCAAAUCAUA
This is a messenger RNA of Gadus chalcogrammus (walleye pollock), 2318 nucleotides long. It is a transcript of the gene ltb4r2b, whose product is annotated as leukotriene B4 receptor 2b. NCBI's taxonomy places the organism in Eukaryota, Metazoa, Chordata, Actinopteri, Gadiformes, Gadidae. Gene Ontology annotation, biological process: positive regulation of cytosolic calcium ion concentration; inflammatory response; complement receptor mediated signaling pathway. The transcript has 5 exons. Gene Ontology annotation, cellular component: plasma membrane. Bases 371 to 1402 code for a protein of 343 amino acids. The record is from RefSeq and is a predicted model, not a curated record. Gene Ontology annotation, molecular function: complement receptor activity; leukotriene receptor activity.